Messenger RNA from Rotaria sordida, 906 nucleotides. Lineage: Eukaryota; Metazoa; Rotifera; Eurotatoria; Philodinida; Philodinidae. The record is from the annotation of a GenBank genome assembly.
AUGGAAAACAAUGACUAUAAGGAAACAUUAAAUUCUCCUGCUUGGCAACCUAUUAUUCAAAGUUCUGCUUGGUUUACUAAUAUGUAUGCGAUUACUCAUCCAUCUCAACCAAAUUAUAUUGCUAUGAUUGCUGGUUCCACAUUAAAUCACAAGGACAAUAAUUAUUUUUCAACAAAUGAAUUGACAAUUAUUGAUUUAUUAAAUAGAGCUCAAGUUAGUUGGAAAAGUUAUCAGGAAAAUUAUACAUCACUUUCUACAACGACAAGUCCUAAUUGCAACGAUAGAAUGGAACUUUCGAAUGAUUUAUAUGUUCGAAGACAUAAUCCAUUCAUGUUCAGUACUGCAGUGAGAAACAGUAUAACUGAAUGUGAAAAAAUAGUGAAUGCAAAUCAAUUGGCAAUUGAUUUAGCAAAUAAACAAUUACCACAAUUUUCCUUCUAUACACCAAACAAUAAAAAUAAUGCUCAUGACACUAAUCUGAACUAUGCAGGCAAUUAUUUACAAAAUUGGUUGAAUGUACAUUUAAACAAUCCUGCUUUUAUGAAUGGAACAUUAUUAAUUGUAACUUUUGAUGAAGAUAAUAAUAAUCCCGAUCGAAAAAAUCACAUACCAGCAUUUAUGUGGGGAAAAGAUUAUUUGUAUUCUGGAGUUAGUGUACCAGGAACAUUCAAUCAUUACUCACUUCCGAAACUCUUGGAGGAGAAUUGGGGAUUGGGUAAUUUAGGUCGUAAUGAUGUUACAGCGCCUUCACUUAUGGACAUAUGGCGACCAAAUGUAUAUUCGAAUAACACAAGUGUUGACAUAACUAGUACACCUGUCAAUAGUAGGGCUAGUUGUAAUGAGAUCGUUCGAAAGCUAUCUAUUGCCGCUUGUUAUCUAUUGAUUGUAAUAAGUAUGAGUUGCUGA